UAAGGUGAGAGUUAUCACGAUGCCGGGGGAAAACGGUGACCAGUUCAAACAGGGAGACCUGGUGUUCGCCAAGAUGAAGGGAUUCCCCCACUGGCCUGCCAGGGUGUGUCCGUUUGUCGGCGGUGGAAGAAAUAAGAGAAUCCCAGUCUACUUCUUCGGAACGCAUCAGAUAGGAACGAUCCCUCCGGAGAACAUCGUGCCGUACGUCGGGAACAAGCUGAAGUUCGGCAGCGGCGUCCGGAUCAAAGGCUUCACUGAAGCCAUGUGGGAGAUCCAGAACACCCCCGCCGUGGGGAGCAAACUCAAAAUUGAAUCAGAGCGAGAAAAGAGCAACGCUCCUGCUGUCACCCCUCCAGUCAACAAGAAACUGAAGAGCCCAGAACCAAAGUCUGAGGAAGAGGAGGAGAAAUCUUCAUCAGAGAGUAAAGGAGUCAAGAGGAAAGGGGACGAGGAAGAGGAGGAGGAAACCAAUCAGGGAACAAGUGAAGGAAACAAGGAGAACCCUCUGCAGAUGGUGGAUCAGUGUGUAGCAUGCUCCCCCAGUGAGCCCAGAACCUGCCCCACACAUCCAGAACCCUCUGCAGAUGGUGGAUCAGUGUGUAGCAUGCUCCCCCAGUGA
Molecule: messenger RNA, 619 nt
Organism: Trematomus bernacchii (emerald rockcod)
Lineage: Eukaryota; Metazoa; Chordata; Actinopteri; Perciformes; Nototheniidae
Product: hepatoma-derived growth factor-related protein 3-like
Exons: 6
Coding region: 20-619 (199 amino acids)
Biological process (GO): regulation of transcription by RNA polymerase II
Cellular component (GO): nucleus
Molecular function (GO): double-stranded DNA binding; transcription coregulator activity
Source: RefSeq, a predicted model, not a curated record